CAACCAUUAUGGCAUCUCCCUCGGUGACCAGCCCAUUGCGGCUGCUUGUUUUUGGUGUGCCUUUCAAGAUGCUGCUCGAGUUUUGCUUUCGCGAUUUCAGCUCCGUUGUGACCAGCCCCAAAGGUGGGGUCUCGACUUAGGUCCGUCCGUGACUCUUGAAAGUGUUGUUGACAAACGACGUCAGCGACGCUGGUUCCAAUUAGCAACUUUAUAGACAGACCCCCUGAAUUGAACUUGUGAUAUCUCGAAUACUUUCAGACCAGACUACCUCGAAAAAAAAAAAGCUUAUCUCGUCACAAUGCCGCUCGACUUCCUGGCAACGGAGCUGCUGCUCCAUAUAUUCUGCUCUUGUAGCACACUAUCAGACGUACUGAACCUGUCUUCGACCUGCCGACGAUUUCGUCACGUUUACAAUCGAUCCAACAAAUUGCCCAUCCUCGCCGAGAUUGCCGAAGUUGAAUUUGGCCCUUUGGAUGAGAUCAUCCAGAUCGUAACGCAAAAUACCAGCCAACCAGCCCACAUAUUCCGAUGUGCUCCCAUGUCCGAUUCCCUUUUCAAACAAAUUGUUCCAAUUGGGCGUGUUGCGCAAAAAUGGGAGGCUAUCUACCCCGUCAAGAAAUGGAAGGCCGAUUACGAAAACCGGCGCUCUCUGACCGAUGACGAGCGUUUCCGGCUUCGCCGUGCUGUCUAUCGCUUUUGGCUCUAUCACCGCGCAUUCCACACACGGCUGCAUGAUCGCUUUAGCCGCACCCUGCGCCAUGUUGUCACCGAGCGUGCCCAGAUUCUGCAUAACUGGUCUACCGCAGAACUGGCCGAGAUCGAGGACCUGCGGAUCGUCAUCUCUGAUGUUGUGCAGCACCAUGUGUGCCCGAGCAAUGGGACCAUCCAACGCAAAUUUCGCAAGCGUUAUCCGGAAAGCAACCAUCAGUUGACAUUCAACAUCCACCUCAACUACCCUGCCAGCAGCUCGUCUUUCGACGUCUUCGACGGGAGACCCAAUGCCCUUGACCAAUACUUCCAUACUACCCACCCGGGCAAUUUCGCCGAAUCAUCUGCGAGAUACCGAUCCAAGUUCCGAAAUGACUUUUACCACGACCCGGGAUUUGAAGGCUGGGGUGAUGAGAUCCCGCACUACUACGUUGUGCAGGACAUGAUGAAGCUUGACCCGGGCCAAAUCCUGUGGCUUCGUGAGCAUGCACCUUUGAAGGAACAGGUGGAAGCGUAUGUCCAUUCCUUGGGGGAGUGGUUCUGUAACAAUGGCGAGACGUUCGGAGAAACCGCGGAGUGGGUGAUGAACGAGAGAGGCGAGGACGUCGAAGAGUUCCGAGCCUCCAUUGCAGAUCGAGAGCUUGGAAUUGUAUGGGAUUAGUUGUUCCACGACUCCAAGGUUUCGGAAUAAGACUUGUGCUCUUCUCGUCAGAGCUCGCUAAGCUCAGACUAUUGAAUUAUAUCUCUCGUGGCGAUGAACCUAGUGGCGGUUAUCUGUCAACAUCAACGCUUUGAUCGAUUUGAGGACCGUCGAGUAAACUCUACCGAUAGGAUAGAUAGAGUCUAAUUUGAGGAAUGGCAAUAUAACAAUAUACUCGGCUCG
This is a messenger RNA of Aspergillus steynii IBT 23096, 1591 nucleotides long. RefSeq names its product F-box domain protein. NCBI's taxonomy places the organism in Eukaryota, Fungi, Ascomycota, Eurotiomycetes, Eurotiales, Aspergillaceae. The record is from RefSeq and is a predicted model, not a curated record. Gene Ontology annotation, molecular function: protein binding. The coding region runs from base 299 to 1369 and encodes 356 amino acids. The transcript is spliced from 2 exons.